Molecule: messenger RNA, 309 nt
Organism: Talaromyces marneffei
Lineage: Eukaryota; Fungi; Ascomycota; Eurotiomycetes; Eurotiales; Trichocomaceae
Exons: 2
Coding region: 1-309 (102 amino acids)
Biological process (GO): proteasome assembly
Source: RefSeq, a predicted model, not a curated record
AUGGUCUUUCUCUCCACCACAACCCCCGGCGACAGCGGCUCGACGAUGAAGCCUAUGGGUAGUUUUGUAUAUGCUAUGCCAGACCGCACAAACCCGAAAUCAACAAUAUCCACAAUCCUCUGCAACUCACCGGGAAGCAUAGAAUAUGCAACGCGAACAGCAAAGGUGCUGGCUCGCAGGACAAAACUUCCUGUUUAUGUAGGAUGUAAUAUGGAUCCUGUGUCUACGGGGACAACAGUGGAAGAAGAAAUGGAAGGGUUUAAGAAGAUUGUUGAUACGAUUAUGGAGAGGUGGGAGGCGAGUCGAUGA